Molecule: messenger RNA, 1155 nt
Organism: Onychomys torridus (southern grasshopper mouse)
Lineage: Eukaryota; Metazoa; Chordata; Mammalia; Rodentia; Cricetidae
Product: nuclear autoantigen Sp-100-like
Exons: 8
Coding region: 101-1048 (315 amino acids)
Biological process (GO): regulation of transcription by RNA polymerase II
Cellular component (GO): nucleus
Molecular function (GO): DNA-binding transcription factor activity, RNA polymerase II-specific
Source: RefSeq, a predicted model, not a curated record
UGUCUGCAAAAACAAAACAAAGUGAAACAAAACAACAAGAACAGCCCAACUACACCGGGAAGUCUCCCGUCCUCGGCCAGCUGACAGAUUACAUUCAAGCAUGCUUGCAGUGAUCCAGAAAGAGAAAAGUUUUAAUGAGAUAUUUUCCGAUUACUUCAAGGAAAAUAAAACAGAGAUAGCCCAUGCAAUCCCCAAGCUGUUUCCUUUCCUAGAAAGCCUAAAGGACCAUUCCUUCAUCACCGACAAAAUCUAUGCUGAUUCGUAUGAAGCCUGCAGGAACUUGGUUCCUGUAGAGAAUGUGGUGUACAAUGUCCUUGAUCACUUGGAGAAGUUCUCUGGCUGGUCAUUUCUAUGCAUCCUGUUCAACAGAACGAACCUGAAUGCAUAUCCUGGUUUAAGAGAGAUCCAUAAAAGCUUGGAAACUGAGCUACAGGACAAAUAUUUAUCCCAGAGAAGAAAACAAGACCAGAAACUUGCCACCAAACAGCCACGCUAUGAGCAAGGAGCUGGUGAUGGCUGUUCUCAAAGACGUCUGACCCGGACACCCUCAGAUCCCUCCUCAUCUGAUGGGGCCAUCCAAUCUGGAAGUCGAAAAAGACUGUCAGAGUCUGCAUGGGACGCAAGGUCAAAGCAUACAAAUACAGACCAUUCGGUUUUCCAUCCACGUGAGUCUCAUCAAACCAACUGUGAACCCGCCCAAGCAGGGACAAACCUACACACACAUGAAAACUGGACAGGACCUUGUUUUGUGAAACAAGAAAACCUACAGAAGCCUGGGACAAUGCAGAACCAAGAAGAUGAAGUCAUUGUGAUCGGCAGUGAGGGCUCAGAAUGCAGUGAUGAGGACGAUGAGAAGGAACUCCUGGAACUCUUCACCGUGACACCAGGAGUCAGGAGGCAGAUAGAAGAGGAGAGUGAGGAUCAUGUACCCCAGGCUCCAGAACUCAGAACUUCCCUCAGGAACUCACACCUCCUGUUUCCUGACUCACCACCCUUGGGGGACAUCGAAGAGCCCAGCCGUCCAUUCUCUGCACCUUACUUUUUCUGAUGCUUGUGAGGAUGUGGAGAGUUUAACAGGGUUCCAGACCUUAGUAAGCCCUAAGUCCUUAGCACAACUGACUCCAUGAUGGAAGUACUAUUCAAACUGUAAAACUC